UUGUUGCUUUUGUACUUGCGGUAAUCUUGAAAGAAGGCGAGAAAAGACUCGAAAGGAACGAAGAAGCUAAAAUAUUUCAAAAAAUGCAAGCCAUAAUUAAAUCAAGACCUAAUAAUUUGGUGGUUUGGCUUAUGCUUAUCGGCUGCGUUAUCAUCAACGUUUGUGUUUCAGCCGAAAAUAAUUUGUACCUCUACUACUUACAGCUGGCGUUUGACUUUACAGUCAAAGAAGCUGGACUUUAUUCUGCGUUCCGUUUAAUGUUCAGUGUAGUGAGUACAGCUAUUCUAUCACCGGUGUUCACAAACAUUUUAAAAUGGUCGGACUUCAGAAUCGGUAUUAUUAGUUCAUUUAUGAGUUUUAUUGCGGCAGUUUUAAUGAUAUUUGCGAAGACAGUCGUACAACUGAUUUUAUUUGGUAUGUUAGAUUUUUUAAAAUUAUUUGCCAACACUCUGCCAAUGUCAAUUAUGACUAAGUACGUGAGAAGUGAUGAAGUAGGAAUAUUUGUCAGCUUAUGUUUCAUGGGUGAAUGCCUGUUUCCAAUUUUGCUUUUUUGUAUUUACGAUAUUAUAUUUUCUGCAACUUCAAAUACAAUCCCUGGAGGUUUCUUCGUGGCUAGUGCCGCCAUUAUAUUGCUUGUAUUUUUCUUCUUAUGGAUAUGUUCCUGUAUCUCCACAGAAUCAGUGGAACUUUUGGAAAACGAUUCCUCUCUAAACAACGAUUCUGAAAAACGUGAAGAUGUUAAAACUACAGAAAACAAUGGAAUAAUCGAAAAAUGAUAAGGAGUUGCGUGAUUAAUGGUAAUUUAUUCAUAAAAUAAACAAAAUAGAUAUAUAAGUUAGUUAGUUACUGAAGCAAAGACGUUUUAUAAAGAUUUAUUUAACCAAUAAGUAAAUCAGAAUAAAAUUCUAAAAACCAUAUUAUUGAUAAUUAAAUAUUUCCGCAUUAUUCAGACUAAUCUAUUAUUAUGUGUUUAGCUCCUGUUACUUAAUGCUCUCCUAAUACAAAAUAAAUAAUUUAAACUAAAAAUUUAAAUAAUACAUGUUAUUUAUUUAGCUAAAGGUGGUAGUUUGUUUUAUCUAAGUUACAGCAGUUCUUUUUCGAUAAAUAUAUUAAUUACUGUAUUAAAUGUAAUAUUAUUUUGUGAUAUAAUUAUAAUUAUUAUGAAAUAGAAAACGAUGCACAAUAUAACGAAUAAUGAAAAUAUUAGAAAUAAAAGGCGUAUUUAUUAAAAUAAAUAUAUAUAUGGAAUAAAACGAUGAUUAAUUACCUCAUAUAUGUAUAAUGACUCCUUUACAGAAAGUUCAAUUACAUAUUACAACAAAAUUUAUUAAUAAAAAUCAUAAGAUUUUAUGUACCUUCAAGAAGGCAUAUAAAACACAUUUAAUAAUGUCUAAAGGUAAUGUA
Nezara viridula (southern green stink bug) is the source of this 1404-nucleotide messenger RNA. NCBI's taxonomy places the organism in Eukaryota, Metazoa, Arthropoda, Insecta, Hemiptera, Pentatomidae. The record is from the annotation of a GenBank genome assembly.